This is a messenger RNA of Paramuricea clavata, 537 nucleotides long. The record is from the annotation of a GenBank genome assembly. Lineage: Eukaryota; Metazoa; Cnidaria; Anthozoa; Malacalcyonacea; Plexauridae.
AUGGAGUACGAUUUAGUCCGAGUCAAUGUAUGUGAAUGUUUGCCUCCAGGAACCCAAAUUGCAGUAAAAGGUUUGUUAAAAAAUUUGGAUCCGCGAUUAAAGUAUCUUUACCCUGUAGUAAGUCCUGACGGGUAUUAUUAUCAUCAUGGGGUGCAUUUAAGCAGUUGUGAAGUGAUUCAUUUCUCCGCAGAAGAGAACAAGGCGGAUGCAAAACCUCGCAAAUGUGAUAUUAACGAGUUCCGCUCACGGGGUGAAGACCGUGGGGCACUAUAUAAAGUUGUUUACAAGAAUAAAGAAAGAGUUUUGCCUCUCAACCAAACGGUGGCGAAAGCGGAGGAAGUGAUAAACCAACCUGACAAAUGGCCCAAAUAUCAUAUCCUAGACAACAACUGUGAAUCGUUUGCAUGUUGGCUUAAAACAGGACAGAAAAAGUCGGUUCAAGCAUCAAAUGCAAUCUCGUAUGCAAUACCUACGGUGGCUUGUGUAGGUUUAAUGGUCGUUUUAGUCGCAAUCUUGUAUAUACAAUAUUCCAGAUGA